Molecule: messenger RNA, 3082 nt
Organism: Eruca vesicaria subsp. sativa (arugula)
Lineage: Eukaryota; Viridiplantae; Streptophyta; Magnoliopsida; Brassicales; Brassicaceae
Source: the annotation of a GenBank genome assembly
AUGGCGACGGAGCAACAAGAUUCACGACUCUGUUUGGCGUCGAUCCUCGAGGAUUUUAUCAAAGAACGAAACAUUCAAGUUAGCGUUGAUGUUGUUGAUUCCAGUUCCAAAAAUGCCGAUGAAACUUUAGUUGGAGGAAGAGAUUUGCCAGCAGAUCCAUCAGACUUGAAAAGGAAUGAAGCAGCAAGAUGGCUAAGAAACACACUUGGUGUAGUUCAAGGAAGAGAUUUGCCUGCAGAUCCUUCUGAGGAUGCUUUCAGAAUUGCAUUGAGAAGUGGCAUUUUGCUCUGCAAUGUCCUCAACAAAGUUAAACCUGGUGCUGUCCCAAAAGUCGUUGAAGCUCCAAAUGAUCCUCUUGUUAACCAAGACGGUGCAGCAGCUCUAUCUGCAUUUCAGUACUUUGAGAACCUUAGAAACUUUCUUGUGGUUGUGGAAGAAAUGGGUAUCCCCACAUUUGAAGUCUCCGAUUUUGAGAAGGGAGGUAAAUCCUCAAGAAUAGUGGAGUGUGUCUUGGCUCUCAAGUCAUACCGUGAGUGGAAACAGAGCGGUGGAAGCGGUACAUGGAGAUACAUUGUGACUUCGAAACCAACCACGUUUGGGAUCGCAAAACAAUACAAACGCAAAGACUCAGAAUCACCAGUGGAUAAUGCAGUCACAACAAGUAGCCCUUCUAACACUCCAUUCAGUGAACAGCCUCUGUUUGAUUCCAAUACCAAAAACGAAGGAACUGUUAGUUCAGUAGAUGCUAUUGUCCGUGCGGUUUUUUCUGAUAAGAGUAAAGAAGAAGUUCCCAGUAUUGUGGAAGAUAUGCUGAAUAGCGUCAUGGUGGAAUAUGAACGUAGACUGGCUACACAAAACGAACUGUACAAAGAAGAAGAUGUAACAAAGAUGGUAAACAACAACAUGGAAGCUUCACAAGCUAAUAACGCUGCAGAAGAAACUAAAAUUCAAGAUCUUGACGUCUAUGUAAUUUCAAAAGAGAAGACUGAGAAGCAGCAAAUGAUUCUUGACAGACAGCAAACUCAUACUGAGGAACUAAAACACGAUAUAAAGGCUGUAAGAGCGAAUCUUAGUCUCUUGCAGAUGAAAUACCAGCAAGAGUUUACAAGUUUAGGUGAUCAGAACAGCCCUAUAGAUACUAUAUGUUUUAAUUCAAUUAUGAUUAUUGAGACGUUUUUAUUGGUGUUAGGUGAGCAUUUGCGUGGACUUGCUUAUGCAGCUACAGGAUAUCAAAGAGUUCUUGAAGAGAACCGUAAACUUUACAAUCAAGUCCAAGAUCUCAAAGGGAGCAUACGAGUUUAUUGUCGUGUGAGACCGUUCUUGCCUGGACAAACAAGUGUCUUAACCACAGUGGACCGCAUAGAGGAGUCAACUAUAUCAAUUGCUACACCUUCCAAGUAUGGCAAAGAAGGUCACAAGUCAUUCACCUUCAACAAAGUCUUUGGCCCUUCAGCAUCUCAAGAGGCGGUGUUUGCAGACACUCAACCUUUGAUCAGGUCUGUUCUUGAUGGUUACAACGUUUGCAUAUUUGCUUAUGGCCAAACCGGAUCAGGAAAAACUUUCACCAUGAUGGGACCUAAUGAACUAACUGAAGAGAGCUUAGGAGUAAACUACAGAGCAUUGAGUGAUCUUUUCCAUCUCUCAAGUGUGAGGAAAGAAACAUUUUCUUACAAAAUCUCAGUUCAGAUGCUUGAAAUCUACAACGAGCAAGUCAGAGAUCUUCUUGCAACCAAUGGCCAAACCAGCAGGUUAGAGAUCCGAAACAGUUCAGCAGAUGGAAUCAACGUUCCAGACGCUACACUAGUACCAGUCUCCACAACUUCAGACGUCAUACAUCUGAUGAAUCUUGGUCAAAAGAACCGUGCGGUCAGCUCCACAGCCAUGAACGACCGUAGUAGCCGCUCUCACAGUUGUCUCACGGUACAUGUUCAAGGAAGAGAUCUGACUUCAGGAGCUACACUAAGAGGCUCAAUGCAUUUGGUUGAUCUUGCUGGAAGCGAGAGGGUGGACAAGUCUGAGGUCACUGGUGAUAGGUUGAAAGAGGCGCAACACAUCAACAAGUCUUUAUCUGCUCUUGGUGAUGUGAUUGCGUCUCUCUCUCAGAAAAAUAAUCACAUCCCUUAUCGUAAUAGCAAACUCACUCAACUGCUUCAAGACUCGUUAGGAGGACAAGCUAAAACACUAAUGUUUAUACACAUUAGCCCUGAAGUGGAUACUCUGGGAGAAACACUAAGCACAUUGAAAUUUGCGGAGAGAGUGGCUACUGUUGAGCUUGGUGCUGCUCGUGUGAAUAAAGAUACUUCUGAGGUUAAAGAACUCAAAGAACAGAUUGCUAGUUUGAAACUUGCGUUGGCGAGAAAGGAGAGUGAGACAGAUCAAACAAGAGUCAUUACACCUGAGAAACUAAUCAGAAGAAAGUCACUUGGUGUCUCUAAAUCAGCAAACCCAAGACAGUUUCAGACAAAACAUAAGCCAUCACUGGUUGAUGAUGUCAACAGCAUUGAGGGUCAAAGCGACUCUGCAUCGAGCGUUGACUUAGCAGGACUAGUUGGUUCAUCACCGUCAUGUAAAAGCCCGUCUACGGAUGAGAAAGAGGAGGAAGUGAAGGAGAUUAGCGAAUGGGUUGAUAAACACGAAGACGAGAUCACACGUGGUAACAAAUUACAAACACAGUUAGAUAAGAGAGUGUCUAGUUUGAAACGUGAACCAUCAAUAUCACGUGGCAACGUGGUGGUAGAUAAAGGGUUUGAGGUGAGGACGAUACCAUACGAAGAAGAAGCGAAUGAGUCUGAUGAGACGGCGACAAGUGAUGGGUCUGAGCCGUCUAACAUGAUGUGGCAGUUGAAUGUUCAAGUGAAUGUGCCUAGAGCAGCAGCAGCUUCUAAUGGCUCUUCUGGUUCAUCAACUAAGCUAAAGAAGACUCUGACAAAAACCAAGAGUAUGAUACCGUCGCUUAUACCGACGCCUACAAGGAGACUAUCACUUGGAGCAAAUGGUUCACCAGGACAAACUUCAUCCACAAGGCAGAGUAGUAACACUGUAGUUGUGAAGAAGAGACAGAAUCCUAAGUAAUGAUAAUAGU